This is a messenger RNA of Mya arenaria, 1159 nucleotides long. RefSeq lists its product as uncharacterized. The coding region runs from base 23 to 331 and encodes 102 amino acids. NCBI's taxonomy places the organism in Eukaryota, Metazoa, Mollusca, Bivalvia, Myida, Myidae. The record is from RefSeq and is a predicted model, not a curated record. The transcript is spliced from 4 exons.
CAACUAUGUCUAAAAAUAGCUGAUGUGUUCUAUUUCCGCCGUUCUGUCAAAAAAGGAUUUUAACUGUAGAAGAUUCAUAUCAUUUGAUGCCAAGUGUACAAUAAAAACUGAAAUGAAAAUUGAUAACAGAAGUGUCAUGGUCUGGUUGGAAAAUGCUGUGUUCUUCAUUGAACUCUGGUUUAAUAAUGUUAAUUAUUUCAGGCUGGUGAUAGAAAAAUAUCAAGAAUGCUUCAAGCUGGCAAUGGAGGGAAAUUUAAAAGACACUGAGAAAUCACAAGGUUUCAAACAUCUAGAAUAUGCUCACAGUCAGUCUUCAAGAUACUCACCUUAAUGAUUCCAGUGUGUUUUAGGAGACUUUGUCAGAACAGUACUUUAUACCUACAUACACUGGAGAUACCAGACCCAGCAGAUAACUACAGAUAUAUUGACACAGAACAUGGAAUUCAUUGCAUAUCCAAACACAACAUAAGACUUUAAACUGUUAAAUAGGCAGUGAGGCAUUUGUGUGUAACCUUCAUUAUUUCAAAUGAAAUUUCUUAUAUUUAUUUAAAUUUGACUUUGCAUUUAAAAGCCAUUACAGUAGCAUUAGAUUUUCCAAAUAUAUAUAUAUAUUUUUAUACAGUUUCAACUGUGAUGUAUAUCCAGUUGUACAUGUUUCCUCUAAAGAUUAAAACACUUUUGAAUUAUAUAGCAAAAUUUAAAUGAUAAUUUAUUCAAACUUAUGAUAAUAUAAAACACGCACUACCAUGGUUGAUCAUGUAAACCUUCAUACUAUCUUUAUAUAGAAAUUAAGUGAAUCUUUUGAAUUUCUGAAUACAUUUAUUUUUACUUUGACUGGCUCAUGUUUAAACACAGAAUGCUACAUAAAGUGUAUACUCAAGUGUAUACCGUAACAUGAUUGAAAUAGAUAAUAGAUAAUAUUUGCAUGAAACUCUGAACACUUAACCACUAUGGCAAUCUGCACCAGUUAAGAUACUUUUUGUUGAAUAAUGUGUUUUGAUGAGACCAGCUUGUAAAAUAUAUGUAUUUCUUUUAGUAAUUUUGUGUAUUUGAAGCAUGUCUGCAAAUGUAGAUUUUAUCAUGUAUUUUGAAUGGAUCUGAAAUACUGUUUAUUUAACUGUUAUUACAACGAUUGACACAAUAAAGAUAGAUUUAUGAA